Messenger RNA from Maniola jurtina (meadow brown), 5238 nucleotides. RefSeq lists its product as uncharacterized. NCBI's taxonomy places the organism in Eukaryota, Metazoa, Arthropoda, Insecta, Lepidoptera, Nymphalidae. The coding region runs from base 707 to 3478 and encodes 923 amino acids. The record is from RefSeq and is a predicted model, not a curated record. Gene Ontology annotation, biological process: engulfment of apoptotic cell; phosphatidylserine exposure on apoptotic cell surface; apoptotic process involved in development. The transcript is spliced from 16 exons. Gene Ontology annotation, cellular component: plasma membrane.
UACAGCAGCUCGAUUACCUACCAAUCGCAUAGAGAUAUUUAAAACACUCGGCUGCAUCAAUUAUUUAAUGUCGUUAGUCAAGUUGUUGACUCAAGAGACGGUUAUUCUCAAAGUUGCUCUGCAAUGGUUUUUGGGACUUUUGAACUCCUGCUCUGACUGUUCUACAUCUCCAGCCUUAUUGUAUGCAAAGAAACUGUUACAUCGUAUGACCGACCAAGAACUCAUGGUAAAUCAUUUUUUACAAACAGGAAUAAUUUAGUAGGUACACUGAAGCUCAUCAAAGAUUCAAGGCGCAGUGUCUAGCAGGAAUUCAAAUUGUAAAGCUGGAUGCGUUCGUUCUAAUCAUGGUGUGACUGAUGGUUGCAACAAAACAAUCGAUCGAGCUUUCACGGAAUUCACAUACCAAUCGCUAGAUGGCGCAUCUGUUUGUGAACUUUUGACGUGAACUUGACUAAAACUUUUUUAAGUUUUAACAACUUAACCAAAAUACUUGAGCUUUUUGUAGAUUUUAUAUUGUGAUACUGAUGUAAAAUGAAAUAUAAGUGUGUUUUGAUCGCUGUCCUACGGUGAAAUUAUGUUUUUAUUGUUUUCGAACCCUGUCGUACGGAAAUAAAUCUGUGAACUUAGUCUCUACAACAUUUAAAGAAUUUGAGUGAUUCAGACAUGCAAGAUUUACAUAAAAUGAGAUAGAAGAAAUGUUAAGAAGAUGGCAGAGUUCUUGCCACUGUGCGACGUGCUGUUCAACGUGAUAUCACUCGCUGGGUACUUCUGCGAUGUGGUUUUCGACCUCGUGAUGGGCUAUGCGCUACUAGAACGGGGAUAUAAAUGUACAUUUGCAGCCACUAUAUCUAUUGUCAUCACGUCGCUACUCAUAUCACAGGUGUUAUCGCUUCGCUGGUACCUGCAUGUGUGGUGGGCGAGCGAGGGGCGCAAGGACCGGCCGCCGUGGCUGCCCAUACUCCUCCAUUGUCUGCAGAUGGGGGUGCUGUGGCGGUACGCGCGACUGCUCGUACCCGUCGAGCUGAGACGAGUGAAGCACCAAGUUCGAGAUCUAUGCAUGCUGCGGUUGGUGCACGCGUUCUGCGAAGCAGCACCGAUGCUACUGCUGCAGUUGCACAUACUGCUGAAGGACGCUGACCUGGACCCCGCCAACGAGCUGGCGAUCACUCCAGACCCCACCGUGGAUGAGCCUUCAGCGAACAAAGCGUUCGCGGAGCUGAACGUGAUAUCGGCGUCCCUGUCGCUGUUCUCGGUGUGCUGGGCGCUGGCCAGCUUCAGCAAGAACGUGCGGCUGCAGAACGUGCACCGCCUCGUGCUCACUUGGCUCGGAGUUAUUUUUCAAUUUUUGUGGCGGCUCGGAACGGUGUCGGCGCGGAUAUGCGCGCUCAGCGUGUACGCUCUAGUCUACGAGUAUUGGGUGUUUUUAGUUAUAGGUCUCCACUGGGUGUCGAUGUUCCUGUGGCUGAUCUCGCCGAAGAACGUGUUCCACGGCGAGCGCAUCAGCCGGCCGCGAAAGGCGUGCCUGUCCGCGCUCAUCGCCUUCGUCUACGUGUUCGCGUACAUCAACUUGCAGGAACACAACCAUAGGCAGAAAAUGGUUGUUUUCUACUGUGUGAUGUGCGUCGAGAACUGCGUGCUGGUGACGGCUUGGUGGUGGUCGUGGCGCGGGGCGCUGAGGCCUGCCACUCUCGCGGCCUCGGCGGCCUCCGCCACUCUCGCGGGGCUCGCCUUCAUGUUACUGUACUACAGGUACUUCCACGUGCGUCGACUCGGCUACAUGUUGGGCGAGCAUCAACAGGGCACCAAUAGUACAAAUGCAUCAUCACAAAACAAAAAUGGUAAACCCAGUCAAACUGACAAUGCGGUCAUACCCGGUGUGUUCAACUGUAGAUUUUCCAACCCAGUCAAUAAUAGCGCAGCAAAUGGUCGUAAGAAGAAAAAACCUACCUCGUUCGUGCCCCCGCCCGCCGCGCCGCCCGCCGCCUUCUGGAGGCGCCCGCUGCCCGCCGCGCACAACCAUCAUGGUGGCUCAUCAGAAAACGAAGGAUCGAGCGUCGGGUCCCGAGUGAACAUUCAGCAGAAAUUACAAGAGAAGAAACAAAAACAACUCGCAGAACUUAGAGUAAUAGAGGAGGAAAUCAAACAGGGGAAGUUAGCCAAAACCACGCCAGUUGCGGCCGAAGAAAUAUACAGCAGUCUGCAAAGACAGCCCAUUCCGCGGGCGAAAACGCACGCAGAACCACCCGCGUGGCCCAGUAUAGAAAUGACACAUUCAUACCAAAACUACCCCGUACUGCCACACACGUGCAAUCUAUACCCAACUUACACUGAAAUAAAACCAGAGUACAACGUCCCAAACUUCCAAAACACAGAGACUAGCAACGAUAUAAAGAUGCGCGUCCAGAAUAUAUACAACCAAGACUCUAGAACUUUCUACGAGAAUCCGUCCAAUCUUCGAAACGAGGUCCCCAGAACACCGUUAAGAUCCUCGAAUUAUCUAGUCCCCGAAAAUAGAAAAUACGAAUCGAAUGCCCAAUGUCGGAGUCCGAGAAACGUGCUCAACAGCAGUCCAAGAAAUUAUCUACCAGAUGUUAGCACUAACAAUUAUGAAGCAACGCAAAAUAACGCAAGAUCUGUGCAAAAUAACUCGAGUAUCUACUCUGAGGACCACAGGCAAAGUAUUGGGGAAUUUUCUGGAUAUUGUGAGGACAAUAGUCAGAAUGUGUACGGGAAGUACGGGGACGCCAAAGAGGAGUAUGUAUCAGCAUUACACAAUGCUCUAGCAAACGUCCAAAACAUAGACAAUAUGAGGGGAAUUUAUAACGACGUGGGGUGUAGUCAGUAUGGCCAGAAUUGUGAUAGGGUGUUCCCAUACCAGUUGGGCGGGAAAAAAAUGGAGCAAAUGAGGAAGAUGCAGAGGUGUCGUACCCCGGAGAUAUUGCUGGCGCCUCAUUAUUUGGAGGGGUGUAACAGACAAGUUUGCUGCAACUGGGGUGCGCCUUAUACGAAUAGGAAAAAAGAGGAGAACUCCGGCGUAUCGGGCGGGGUGGGCAGCCCGAGCGGCGCGGCGGGCGCGGCGCCCAGCAGCGGCUCCGAGUCCGGGGAGGUGCCCGCGCGGGACACGCCGCGCCCGCCCAGCGACAUCGACAGUCAGAUAUCGCUACCACGUUCGUACACACUGCCGCGCGAGUUUCGCUACUGGAGGAGACGUCCUCGACUACGCGACGCUCAUGUUCCCAGUAAUAACAGCAGUGAUGGCGACGUCGAUAGCGGAGACAACGACAGCGACCGCCGCUCCAACUGCUCCGCCUCCUCGCAGAUACAGCCCCCCACGUACGGCGAGACGUUCCAGUACAACCGUCCCGACAUGGUGCCGCGGCAGGACGAGCGCUACAACGAGAACGCGUACGCCGCGUGCCCGGACCGGCGGCGGCGCGGCUUCCGGAAACAGGGGCCUAAGCCCGAGACUAAACUUUAGGCAUCUACUCGAAAAUUUCAUGUACAAAUGUCUGGAUGCCGCCGUCAAAACGCCGGAAUGAAUCCGGGCCGGCGGUAAUUUAAACGAACGGCGGGACUAAACAUUCGGUCCCGGCCGGACCAUGAGGCCGCGACAAGACUUAUUAUCAAAGCGCGAACGUAGCGUGCCCGGACCGACGACGCGCUGCUUCAGAAAACAGAGGCCUACCUAACUCUGACACUAAACUUUAACGUGUAAAAUAUCCAGUUCCGACGAAAUAUUUAAUUACCUCGUACAAAUGCCCGGAGUUCAGGAAACAGGAGCCUACUUUAGGUUGUCCAUUUACAAAGAAACAUUUCAGUAGUACAAAUGCCUGGACAUCGCCGUCGAAACACCGAUAUAAUAGCGUGUACGAAGCGUGCCCGGACCGGCGGGACUACAUAUUCUGUCCAUUUACGUAGAUUUCAGUAUUUACAAAAACAAAUGCCCGGAAAUGGUGCCGCGACAAAACAACCGUUGCAAUGAGAACGUAUUGCUUAGACCGAUGACAGUGCGGCUUCAGGAAACAGGGGCAUAAGCCUACUUUUUUAAGUAAUUCUGUUCAAUUACAAGAGUAACAGACUUAGCUCAACGAAUUAGCAAGCUGAAGUUUGUCGUAGAACCGAUGGCCUCUGGGGCAGACGUAUUCUAGAGGGGAGGCCGCGUUCUAGAGGGGAGGCAAGCGUAGUGUGAUACGACCCUAAUAGCGUGAUGUGGUUGGAUGAGAAAUGCGGAAGAUCGUGUGUGGUCGCGCGCCCUCGGAUAGCAGUGGACGAUAACAGGCUGAUGGAUAAAAAUGAAAGAAUAUUCCAGCAGGUCCAAAUACAGGGAGUUGUGGAUCAGGGAUAUGUGAUCUAUCAUCAAGAAAUACGUAAUGUUCCCGGACCGAACUCACCGAAGACAGCGCGGUUUCAGGAAACAAUGAACUUAAGUAAAAAACCUAGGAAGGAACUUAAAAAUUUAGUUACAUUUAUUUUGAGAUUAACUUUUAGUAUUUAUUUAGGAACCGUUAACGCUUCUUCACAUUUGUGAACUUUUAAUAAGACAUCACGGGGUUUGACAUCUCAGACGAAAUAACGUAACUCCAGUCACGAUUUUAACUAAUGACUCGAGUUUUAUUAAUUUGUCCAAAUAUGAUAUGUCAAAACGAAAGGUUUCCCCGAUUCAUAGCCAAUUUUCUCCUUAGACGAGUGUCCUAUAAGUUCUUAUUAUGUGAAAAUUCUAUAAUUUGUAUAUUGAAAAGUGCCUUAUCUUGUUUAUAAGUGUAGUCCACCACCAAAAAGGUUUUGGUAGAAGAGAUAUAGGUAAAUAAGUAAACUAACAGAUUCGAAAGUAAGAAAGUAACUAAACUUAUUUUGUAAAGUAAAAAGUUACAUUUUAUAAAUGAUAUUAAGUUUUAUAGGUUAUAAAAUUGUAAACUUUGUACUAUUGUAUUAUAUAUAUUGUAUAUUUGUAUAUUUAUGUAUCUAAACAGUUGUAUAGAAGAAGGAUGUAUGUGACAAAAAAAAAACAUAAUAUAGACAUUUCAAACUUUUAUUUGCUUUAUUAUCUAUAUUCCAAUUGUAAAAGGGAAACCAAUCACUCUGUGUCUACUACUUUUCUACGGAUCGUCUGCCAUUUACACAAUAUAAAGAAACAUCAACCAAAAUAAGGUUUAAUUCACAAUUACACAUUUAAUGUUGAUUAAAUCUAUCUUAGAACUAAUGGUCUGGUCGCACCGAGAGUUGACUGAAGGAGGAACC